Messenger RNA from Dermacentor silvarum, 14636 nucleotides. RefSeq lists its product as uncharacterized. Bases 10312 to 11457 code for a protein of 381 amino acids. Lineage: Eukaryota; Metazoa; Arthropoda; Arachnida; Ixodida; Ixodidae. The record is from RefSeq and is a predicted model, not a curated record. The transcript is spliced from 15 exons.
UCGUGGUUGUCGUGGCCAUAUAGCGCACAUACGGAGGCUUGGGCCGCCAUUUUGCAUUUUUCUGUCGACUUCGAUGGGCCUCGUGUCGGCUGCCCUCUGCGUCGUACCGUACCCCACGGUCCUGCUGCUCCUAGUUACGCACUAACGGUGGCAGCGCUUGACCAAGUGACACGCUGCGCGAGUUCCAGCCUUAGGCCACACUCUGGAAGAACUAUGGCUUCAUCACCCCGGGCCUGCAAAAUGUGAGGCACGCUUCGAGAGACUUUGUUGCUCCUUCUCGGCAAUUCCUCGCCCUCAUUUUCCGAACUCCCGGAAUGUAUGCAACGGCCAGCUGUCAGCCCUUGGGGCAUCCCGGUUAAGCCGGCGCAGCGUAUAAGUCGCAAGUCGCGCAGGCCGAGUACUCGUUCUUUGUGUGUGUGUGUUCCUACUCGUCGGCGACGCCUGGACCACGAACUGUGGAGGAGCAACUCUGACCGUGGCUGUUAACGGAGGACCUGCGCAGCAACCCCUGGUCACGGCGAGCGUCGUCACGGCGAGCUUCCAGACGUCGAGCGUCGUUAGCGCUCACCAGUUAAGUCCUAUAGAUGGUCCCAAAGCUGGCGAGGGUGGCGCAUGCCUUAGCUAAGUUAACUGUUGAGUUCCACUAGUUAGCGCUCGCUAGGAGUGCUUAGUUACAUUUGAAAAUUACGUAAAGUUAAUUUUGUUGCUUAACUGUAAGCCCGGCCGAGAGUUUUGUGGGCAUGGCUGCGGCCACAUGGGUCUCCUCCGUGCCGGAAUCGAAGGACGGGCCACCGUGUUCGGGGUGGCGGCGUGUGUAGCUUCAGGCUUAGCUGACACAAGGCUUAGCUCACACUAGGCAGGCUAGCUGAUAGCCGUCCUCUUUUCGACUGCGGCAGGGACAUGGACCCGUUCCGAAUUGCACUGCGACCCGACCACUAUUUCGUGACAAGGUAGCCCGGGCGCGUCAGUGCUAUCGAACGAAAUGUGGAAUCGGGGGAGCACUCGGAAUUGCCUCGCCAGCUUUUAGCUACUAAUCAUGCUUAAUGCAGCCCUCAACGCCGGACGUCGCCUUCGGUUCUCAUCGGAGCUCGGCCGGGCAGCAGCGACAAGCAUCACUCGUUCCGCGGCCUACCGCGUUCCCUCGUCGGUGUGGUCUUGCUGGCAGGCGAGACCAUGGUCACCGCCCUGCGCUACUACGGGAUCCCAACGUUUGCUUUUGAUUGCGGCCCACGAGGAAGGAUAUCCAGUGUGCUGCUCGACAUUUGCCAUGCUCCCAACGUCCUCCCACAGGAGAUGGCCUUGAGCACCACCCGUACAGUGGCUGGCCGCGUUGGCUCCAUUGCAUUGUAUCACCCAUGACGUCCUGCUGGCAGACGGGACUUGGUUUGGAGCCCUGCUACUAAUGAAUCUUGACCUCAGCUUUCGGUGGCGGCCCUCCAGUACGAUAUCCAGUGUGCUGCUCCACGUUUGCCAUCCUCCCAACGUCCCCACAUGAGAUGGCCUUGAGCACCAGUUGUACCGUGGCCGACCGCGCUCCAACGCCGGUGUGCGGUCUUGAUAGCAGACGAGACUGCUCAUCACCCUGCACCACUACGUAAUCCCAACGUCUGCUUUCGAUUGUGGCCUACGAGUAGGAAGGACAUCAGUGUCCUUGCCAUCCUCCCAACGUCCCACAGGAGAUGGCCUUGAGCACCACUCGCACCGUGGCAGACCGUGCUUGUUGCAUUGCAUUCCCUCACCGAUGGCGGCCUCCAGGCAGACGGGACUUUCUCCUACUACUGAUGUUCGUUUUCGAUGGCGGUGCACGAGGACAUUCCAGGCAGUGUUUCCAAAAGAUGAGAUCACAUUGAGCUGUAAUCGUCCCAUGGCUGUCCACCUGAGCACAUCGGCCGACAACUGUGGUCAUAGAAGUCUGAGUGUGGCCACAAACAGAGGACCUGCGGAGCAACCCCUCAUCACAGCGAGCGUCUUUCUGCGCGACGAGCUUAAAUGCUCAUCAAGUAAGAUAGAUGCCAGAUAUUCUCCAAGCUGGCGAGGGUGGCGCACGCUUUUGUGAAGUUGUCAGUUGAGUGUAGCUGUAUACGAAAAUUACGUAAGUUUAUUUUAGGUGAUUAAUUGUAAGCCCGAAGUUUGUGGGCACUGCUGCGGCCACAUCGGGUCGUCUCCGUGGCUGAAUCGAAGAGGACGGACCACACCCGUGGUGGCGGCGGGUGUAGCUUCAGGCUUAGCGAAUUGCGGGCAGGCUUAGCUGACAGCCGUCCUCUUUCGAUUGCGCCAGGGACAUUGACCCGUUCUGCAUGUCCUUGCGACCCGACCACUAUUUCGUGACAAGGUAGCCCGGGCGCGUCAGUGCUAUCCAGCGAAAUGUGGAUUCGUGGAAGCAAACGACAUCCGGAAUUGCCUCGCCAGCUUUAGCUGCCGCGGCAUCGGACGUCGCCUUGUGUCUGCAGCGGAGCUCGGCCCUGCAGCAGCUAAUGUAAGUGUUUCAUUUCGUUGCAGUUGCAGCUGUACGUUUUUGGCGUUUACGUCCCUCCCUUCGUUGCAGAGGAUGACCUUGAAAACCACUCGUAUACCGUCGCCGACCGUGUUGGCUUCGCAUUCCCUCGCCAGUGGUCUUGUUGGUGAACGAUACUUUGUACCUCGCCCGGCACUACUCCUGGCAAGUACCUUGAACAUUCGAAUCGUACUGUAGCUGUGUUCUCGAGUGUUUAAUAAGCCUCUCGUGUUUUCAGGUCCCGACCGUCUGCGUUCGAUUGCGGCUAUUCACAAGGAUAUCUGGCGCGCUUCUGCGCAGUCUAGUCUCCGGCCUACGCUACAAAGACGCAUUUGAGUUCUACUCGUCCUAUGUGGCCGGCCGUGUUAAAUCUGCGUUUUCUCUCCUGUGGCUUCCUUCUGGGAGACAGUGUCGUUCGGCUCCCUGCGUUAGUUCUGGCAAGAACCAUGUACACUUCAAUCUUACUAUGGAUGUGUUCUCGCGAGAAGUUGUUCGAAUGACGGCUCUUCUUCGUGUUCUCUGACUGCUGUUAUCCUUUAUUCUGUUGCUACACGUUCUCGGGGCCGCAGAAACUUUGUGGGCUCCCGAAGAAACUUGCUGUCGUCUGUCUUUAAUAUGCAGACGCUCGAGGUUUGGUUUAUGCUUGGGAAAGCUUCCUUCGCCACGCAUAUUUCCCGAUAGGCUCUUAAAUGUCGCUCUCCACGUAAGACUUUCAGUUCCUGGUGACAUUUCAGAGCUGCUUUCAUUUUCGCACCUCUAAAUUCUUUCGUGUACUCGGAGGGCCAUAUUUUUCGGGCUUCAGUCUCCACUUUUAUUAAAGGUUGCUGUCCUAUUCCUCUGUUUUGUUUCCGCCGGUGGGUUCUAAAGGAGUUAGGGUAUAUGUCCUCCAGGUUCAUCGUAAAUUUAUGUUAGCGAUUUGUUGUUCAUGAUAUCCUCUACUUCAUAUGUUAAGGUAUAUAAUUAUCCAAAAUGCCGUAAACAUCGGCCAAUCACUUUUCGUAGUUGACUUGAAACUAUGGAUGAUCCUUUCAUAGAAAUCCCCCCACCACGGAGCAUUUUCCAAAAGGCAUUUACAUUUGGUGAUUGGUGACGAAAUCUCGAGUUGUUUCGCGAUGUAAUGUUGUAGUGAACGCAUUCAAUUCCUUAUCAGUUUUCUGAAAGUCUUUCGUUGUCGUUUAGCACGUUUCUUUUCGAGCCAGGAAGCGCCAAAAAGCUUGUAGAAAACUGAGGUGAAGCGUCUCUAACAAUUUCUAAGUGUACUGCUCUUGUGACGGCACAUGUAAAAAAUACUACGUAAAGUUUGACAAUGUCACUUUUUGUUGUAGUUGCUCCCAGAGCACCUGUAUAAUGUAAGUCAGCUAUUUCAAACGGUGCGGUCUUCGUCACCCUAUCGGCAGGAAGAGGAUGUACUGUUACAGUGGUCUGGAAUUGUACCAAGGGUCUGCAAUUGUACCGUUGUGCAACAGCUGUCACACAACGCACUGUCAUAUUACGUCUUUCACUUAUUUUCGUCCUCCGAUUACCCACAAUUUGUUUCUUAUACGAGUCAGUGUGUCACGCACUCCUGUCGUGACAAGGUUGUUCAUGUACGUGUCGAACCAAUGGUGUCGAGAGAUUUAUUCCAUGUGUGACGAGGUUUAUUGUCGUUGAUAACGUUGCUGGAAUGCUAGGUACAGGAAGGCACUGCAAGGGUUGUUCGUAGCACGGGGUUCACUCGCGAUCACGACACGGUCCUUCGUCUUCCUCUUCAGUCGGCACAUAAACAGGGGCGCCUCUGCUUCAUUACAAUGCCCCGGGAGCGAAGCAUAGCCAUCCUGGCGACUCAGGGUGCAGAGGUGAAUGAGUCGUAAUACGGUUUCAGGCGGUUGACAUGUACUAUCUCUCGCCCACGACGACGCAGGUCUGGUGACACUGAGCGGCUCAACGAUGUAGUUGACCGGUGAAGUGGCAUCGAUGAUACGGUACGGACCGUGAUAACGCGCCAGGAGUUUCGAAGAGAGGCCAGGAAUGUGGGCUGGUAUCCAAAGCCAAACAAGCGAACCGGGAGCAAAGCUUGGUGGUGGUUGAUGAGUAUGGUCAUGUCGUCUUUUGACGUUCUUGAGUCGAGUCUCGCUAGUGAGGGAACGUGCCAGCUGACGGCAAUCUUCAUACUUGGCGACUUCGGAAAGCGGAGUGUACUCUGCGGCGUCAGGUUGGUACGGCCGUAUGGUGUCCAAAGGGCAAGAAGGCUCGCGGCCAUACAUAAGGAACAAGGGGGAAAGCCGGUAGUCGCUUGCGUCGCGGUGUUGUAUGCGAACGUGACAAACGCGCGAACGUGGAAGUACGGUGUCCCAGCUGGAGUGGUCGGAUGAAAUAUACAUCCGCAACAUGUCGCCAUGUGUGCGAUUGAACAGCUAGGUCAGGCCGUUGGUUUGGGGAUGGUUCGCGGUCGAUUUUCGGUGAAUGAUCCUGCACUCGGCGAGGAGGGCGAUGCCCUCCAAGAAGACGUGGUCCCUAUCACUCAGUAUUCGCCACAGUUCUCGGGGCGCACUGUGGCGAAGAACAAAAUUGCGAAGGAUGAAAAAAACUUCACGGGCGGCCGCUGCCAGCAGAGCUGCAAUCUCAGCGUAGCGAGUAAGAUGAUUUACGCCGACAAUAAUCCACCGAUUUUCACACCCGCUGCAUGGAAGCGGGCCGUAGAGGUCGAUGCCGACGCGGUCGAACGGACGAGCCGGGCAUGGUAGCGGCUGCAGCAAUCCUGUGAAACGCUGCGUGUCUUGCCCUGUUGGCAAGUAGUACAAGCCUGAAUGUACUUUUGCAUUAAGUUGUACAUGCCUCGCCAAUAAUAGCGCUGACGCAAGCUUGUGUAAGUUUUGAGGACGCCGGCAUGAGUGCUUAGGGGAUCAGCGUGAAAAGACGUGCAGAUGUCGGAGCGCAUAUGACGAGGUAUAGCAAGGAGCCAUUUCCGACCGUCGCGCAUAUAGUUGCGGCGAUAUAGAAGUCUCGCACGGAAAAAUGGGUUGCUUGGCGACGCAGUGCUCGUGUCGAAGGGACAUCAGACGGAGCGGCAAGGUAGUCAAGUAACAUUGCAAGUGUUGGGUCCUUGCGCUGCUCAGUGAACAUGUCGGUGAUGGUCAACGGUGACGGGGUGGACGAGGAAUCUGAAGACGCCAAAUCAGGCGUCAGUGGGGAACGGGAGAGCGCAUCAGCGUCCGAGCGCUUGCGACCGGAUCGGUACAUGACGCGGAUGUCGUACUCUUGCAAGCGAAGCGCCCAAUGUCCUAAGCGUCUUGACGGGUCUUUCAAGGAAGAAAGCCAACAAAGGGCAUGGUGGUCAGUAACUACGGCGAAAGAACGGCCGUAAAGGUAUGGGCGAAACUUGCUUAGUGCCCAGGUGAUCGCUAGGCACUCCUUUUCUCACUAAUUUAAUUCUGCUUUCCUAGAGUACCGCUCGCAUAAGCGACGACGUAUUCAUCAUAGCCAGCUUUCCGUUGCGCUAAGACCGCACCAAGGCCAACUCCGCUGGCGUCAGUGUGAACUUCCGUGAGAGCAGCGGGGUCGUAGCGGCGAAGUAAUCGGUGGUGAGGUCAACAAGUGGCGCAAAUUCAGGUGACCACGCUGCUAUGCCGUUACUGGCGGAAAGAAAGUUAUCAAGGGCGCCAUGAUGGAUGCGAAGUUGCGUAGGAAGCGACGAAAAUGCGAACAUAAGCCAAUAAAGCUUCUGAGGGUUUUGAUAGACGUGGGCGUUGGGAAGUCUGCAACGGUGUGGACCUUCUCUGGGACCGGGAGGACGCCGUAUUUUGAGACUACGUGCCCCAAGAUGGUUAGCUAGCUUGCAGCAAAACAGCACUUUUUGAGGUUGAGCUGUAGGCCGGCAGAGGCGAGACAGGUCAGAAUGUCAUGCAGGCGAGCGAGGUUGAGAAGACAAUGUUGUCGAGGUAACAUAGACAGGCCGGUUGUCUUCAGUGCGCCACGUCUCGGUUGGACGAAAAAAACUGCGGUGACGGUCGGGCAACUGGAAAUGAAGCCGGAUGCAUGGGCAAUGAAAAGGAAGCUGUCGGCGGAGGUGGCCGUGCAACCACGGCUGCGUAACUGAGCGGCAGCGACGUAGGGUGAUAGGUACUCGGUAUAGGACAGCGCCAUACUCAAAGGAUUGGGUGGGGCAGUUGUAGGAGCUGCAGGAAGCGCUUCAGAUACGAGUCCGGAUGGCUUGCUGUAGCGUUGGAGUCAAAGUUGCCGUGGGUGCGUCGCUGUGAUGCAGCAGCGAGAGCAGCCUGGCCACCUCUUCACGAAUAAAAUCUGAUAUGCUGCGAUAGGGUCGAGUUGGGCAGAAGGUCGGUAGAAACCUCGAUGCUCGAGACGGAAUCGGCGUGCUGGAUGUUCUGGCGGGCGAUGGAACGUUGGCGGCGCAGCUCGUCAAAGCUCUAUAGGCUAGUUGGGCUUUUUGCUGGCAACAUCUGGAAUGCGCCGUCCUCGAUUCCCUUGAGAAUAUGCUUGAUCUUGUCAUCCUCUGACAUGCUGGGAUUUACCCGCUUGCACAAAUCGAGAACAUCCUCGAUAAAGCUGGGGAAUGUCUCUCCUGGCUGCUGUGCGCGCUGGCGCAGACGCUGUUCAGCGCGUAGCUUACGCACAUCGGGGCGAUUAAACACUACGGCAAAAAGGGUAUUACGCGCUGACCAGCUUGAAAAGUCUGAUUCGUGGUUGAAGAACCACAAUUUGGCUACGUCGGCGAGGUAGAAAGGCACGUGGGACAGCUUAAACUGGUCGUCCAAUUUGUUAUGGUCACUUACACGUUCGUACGGUGAGAGCCAGUCUUCCACGUCGUGAUCGGCGGUCUCAGUGAAAAUGGGUGGGUCACGUUGACGAGGGACGCCGGCGCAGACGACAGUGGCAGCCGGUGGUGCAGGCAACGAGGUGGCGGGAUCAGGCAGUGCAGGGCGAUCGUGUUGGUGCUGGCAGGGUUCGAGUGCGGAGCUCCAGGAUGAGGUGAAGGAUCCCAGCAACCUCCACCAAAUGCGACGAGGUUUAUUAUCAUUGAUAAUGUUGAUGGAACGCUAGAUACAGGAAGGCACUGCAAGGGCUGUUCGUAGCACGGGGUUCACUCGCGAUCACGGCACGGUCCUUCGUCUUGCUCUUCAGUCGGCAUAUAGAUGCACAGGGGCGCCUCUGGUACAUUACACAUGUAAUGUGAUCGAGUGCUGCUCGUCUUGUCAUAUGGGCCCUACCGAAGGCGCCCUUGUAGUCUCAAUAGGCCUCUUUUGUCUUCAGAUAUGGCAAUCGUGUUUUGUCUGCACAUUCGCUUGCUUACUGAAAUUCUUCAAUUCUCUUGUAAUGUCCACAUUUUCGUCUAGGGGAAUGGGACAUGUUUCGGCGGUAUUUAUUUCGUCUGCUUUUAGUGGACCGUUGACCUUGUCUUCUAAUAUUUACGCAACGAAAUGUUCACGCAGUUACUCUCCAAAUAUGCAAGUAACUGCCGAAUCUGUCAACUUCAACUCCUCGUCUUACGAUCAUUUCCGACGUAGAUCUAACACGUGAUUCAUGGUUUGUCCUUUCAUUAUUAUUCGGCUUUUUGAGACACGGUUAUUCUUUGGUUUGUAGCAACUCGGAUUCCUUCCACAAUUUUUGACGACGAAAUCUGUUCUACGGUGACACUUGUCAGAUCUGCUGUUAUUUUUUCAUUACCGCUGACGUAUCCCCAUUGUUUUCCAUUGCGUAAUCCAUUUCCUGCAGUCUGCGUUCAAUGGACGCUUUACGCAUUUUCUUUCUUUAUCCAAUACAGCCCAAUUGAGCAGUGGUCCAAAACUUUAGUUUGUCAUUUCUUGUUUUGGAUUGUUCUUGAUUUAACUCCACAUGACACAUUGUUGCUCGUAAGUUCGCAUUUUGCGAGACUGACGACGGUCUUCAUUAGAGUUACUGUCUUCCAGAAUCAGCACUGUAGUGCUAUUCGAGAGCGGAAACAGACAAUGUAUGCUGCACUUACACAUGCCGCCGUAUUUGCAUCCGAGCAAAUAAGUGUCAGUGGUUAUGUUGUUUCUUGUUGUCGAUGUACUGUCUAGGCAUUUAGUCUGAAUGUUCUUUAGCUUACUCGAUUCAUUCUUCCAUAGAUCAUUUAUAAUCGCCUGAAAGAGUUGUCGCGAGAUUCCGUUUGUUCCCAGUCAUUGAUUACCGAUAUUAGCUGUUUCAGUGAAGGACGUUAGGAAUUCCAGCGGACCAAAUAUUUUUGCCCUGACUUGAAGUACUAUGCGUUUCGUGAGCAUUUCACUCGUCAUUCGUCCAUAUUUUGAUAGUAUAGCAGAAUAUCGUAGGCCGCGUCCCAGUUCAUUUCUUAAACACGGGUCUCGCUUGAUCACGUAAGAACGGCAUCUUCAUGCGCAUAAAAAAUUUCUUCAGUUUUUGAUGUCCAUUUCCAAAGAUUCAUUGCAGCUCGGCGCAAAUGAUUUUUGCUUCAAUGUACCCACAUUUUGCCUGGUUUUCUGCAUCAUACAAGCAUAACGUCAACGCAAAUCGCAUUGCAUCUAUCAUUGAAAAUGAAUUGUUUCCAAAGUUAAUCAUUAGGUGUUAGUCUACCUGGAUUCAUUUCUUUCCCACGUCUGCUGUCAUCGCAACUGAGAUGCUUCGAAAAUUCAUUAGUGGUAGUACAUCUGUAUUCAAAUUUCCUCCUGUCUGAAGGUUUAGAAUGCCUUUUCCACGUCUGCUGUCAUUGCAACUGAGUGCUUUCGAAUGUUCAUACAGUGUUUGUAUGUCUGGAUUCCAUUUUUUUUCCUCCUUGAAGGUUUGCAUUCAGAUCAUUCCGGAUGUUGACCACGAAGUGUCAAAUACUGUUUCUAUGUUGCUAGUCGGUCUUCUCGAAUUGCUUGAUGCAGCAUGUAGUAUUUAACGUGUUCAGAUUCUUCCGACAGCGAUCGCUGUGCCAUUCCAGGUGUGCAAUAUCAUGCAUCGCAGAAUUGUACUUUCCUCUCAGUACUGAAUCUCUUUGCAUGGUAGUCUUAUCUCUCUCUCUCUCUCUCCCUCUCUCUCCAUCCUUCUGAACAGUCCCUGUGAAUUAUGUAACUAUAUGGUCCAAUUCAUGCAUUGUUUUUCAGAAGAGUUUCGGCAAUAUUUUCCAUUUUCCCCAACUUUCUGCUUUCGUAAAUUUCCUCAGUUCCUGCGGUGAGCAGAACCGUGACGGGUUUCGCGUUUCGUACUUCUAAUUGCAGGCCACAUGGACCGUGGAGAAUCCAGUCGAUAAUGCUUUCAAUUGUACGUUCGUUUAGUCAUUUUACCGGUUUUGUUAUCGGUUCCCAGUAAAAAUUGAAUCCAAGCGUCUCUUGCGUUUUUCACCGUUGUCAUCCACAAUCUUUAUUCCCAUCGUUUUGGUAUAUCUUGUCGUCGGGUCGACGAAGUCGUCCUUUCGAUAUUACGUUAUUUCAAUGGCGUUGAUUAGUUAUAAUUAACCAUCUGGAUUUUGAUUUGAUAAAGCGAGAAGACUUUAGUAGGAUCUAACUUCGCCCGAAUGCUCCCAUCGUGUCAGUGCGGUCGUCUAAACCCUUCCAAUUUUCAAAAUACAGGCUUACAUUCACGAAGUAGGGGUGGCUUCUAUUUUCUUUUGCGGUUGCUCUCGGCUCCACGGCAUCCGUUCCCGAUUGCCUAUCGCAUGUCAGCUAGCUCAUUUUUCUUCACUGUUGUCGUUCUUGGUGGCGAGGGUCGAUUCCAGGUUCUGGGCUUCUAUUUUCGAUUUCGGCCCACAAGAAAACCCAGCCCGCCCCUGCACAUUGACUCUGCGGUCUACGCUCCAGACUUCGUGCACGAGCACCACCCGUUCCAGGAGCGACUGUCAUUACUUCUACAUUCUCUCGCCGAUGGCGUCCUGCGGGCAGACUCGACUGCCUUCCUCACUCUGCACUACUACUGGUUCUGAGCUCAUCUUCGAUUGCGGUCCACAAGGACACUCUCCAGUCUACGCUCCAGAGAUUACUUCGUGCACGAGCACCACCCGUUCCAGGAGCGACUGUCAUUACUUCUACAUUCUCUCGCCGAUGGCGUCCUGCGGGCAGACUCGACUGCCUUCCUCACUCUGCACUACUACUGGUUCUGAGCUCAUCUUCGAUUGCGGUCCACAAGGACACUCUCCAGUCUACGCUCCAGAGAUUACUUCGUGCACGAGCACCACCCGUUCCAGGAGCGACUGUCAUUACUUCUACAUUCUCUCGCCGAUGGCGUCCUGCGGGCAGACUCGACUGCCUUCCUCACUCUGCACUACUACUGGUUCUGAGCUCAUCUUCGAUUGCGGUCCACAAGGACACUCUCCAGUCUACGCUCCAGAGAUUACUUCGUGCACGAGCACCACCCGUUCCAGGAGCGACUGUCAUUACUUCUACAUUCUCUCGCCGAUGGCGUCCUGCGGGCAGACUCGACUGCCUUCCUCACUCUGCACUACUACUGGUUCUGAGCUCAUCUUCGAUUGCGGUCCACAAGGACACUCUCCAGUCUACGCUCCAGAGAUUACUUCGUGCACGAGCACCACCCGUUCCAGGAGCGACUGUCAUUACUUCUACAUUCUCUCGCCGAUGGCGUCCUGCGGGCAGACUCGACUGCCUUCCUCACUCUGCACUACUACUGGUUCUGAGCUCAUCUUCGAUUGCGGUCCACAAGGACACUCUCCAGUCUACGCUCCAGAGAUUACUUCGUGCACGAGCACCACCCGUUCCAGGAGCGACUGUCAUUACUUCUACAUUCUCUCGCCGUUGGCGUCCUGCGAGCAGACUCGACUGCCUUCCUCACUCUGCACUACUACUGGUUCUGAGCUCAUCUUCGAUUGCGGUCCACAAGGACACUCUCCAGUCUACGCUCCAGAGAUUACUUCGUGCACGAGCACCACCCGUUCCAGGAGCGACUGUCAUCACUUCUGCAUUCCCUCGCCGAUGGCAUCUUGCGGGCAGACUCGACCGUCUUCCUCACCCUGCACUACUACUGGUUCUCGGCUCAUGUUCGUUUGCGGUCCAUAAAGACACCCAGCCCGCCCCUGCACAUAGACUUUCCGGUCUACGCUCCAGAGUCGAUUACUACGCGCUCCACUCGUCCUGUGACCGACCAUGUUUGCAUUGCUACAUUCUCUCGCCGUUGGCGUCCUACUGGUACACUGGAUCUAUCCUGGAGCCCUUGCACUUAAUAUGGUUGCGAGGCCGUUAUCGCCUGUGGCGCGAGAUAAUUGUUCCGGCACGCUCACUUACAAGGACACUCCUGGCCUUCAAGAGCGACAAUCUUCAGCCCGAUUGUCCUGACGCAGACUCUAAACAGCCCGCUUCCUUUGACCUCUGAAACCGUCGUACGCCUCCGGAUUGGCUGUGUCCUGCACUGUGAUGGCAGCGUGUUAUUGCUCCGAAGGACUGCUUGUAGUCGCCGUUCCGCGACCCUCCAUCGGAUGUACUUCUACUGUUCUUCUCUGUUAACUUUUUUUUACGCAGGCAUAUUUAAUGUUUCGUAUAGCAAGCUUUUCUGCUUUAAGAGUGCUACGUCGCCCAGCGAAUGGACCGCGCUUCUAGCAAUUGGGAUAAUACGAAGCAGAACAGUAAGGUCUGGUUACGUAGACACCACCCAGUUUUUCAGAAGGGUUGUUGAAGUCUUCAUGAGCUGAUCUGUAAAUUUUUGGUGGCGAGAGUAAUGGACAUUCAUUCACAUUGUGCACUUUUGUAGUAGUACGGUGUGUGUGUGUGUGUGUGUGUGUGUGUGUGUGUGUGUGUGUGUGUGUGUGUGUGUGUGUGUGUGUGUGUGUGUGUGUGUGUGUGUUACCCGUACUGGUUUGUUCGCAAGGGUGGCUGAACGGGCGUGUUGAUAGUUUCAUCUUUGGUUAGCAGCGCGACAAUCUACAUGGAAGCGAGAGAAGGGAUAGGAAAGAGCUGUUUCCUAUCCCUUCUCUCGCUUCCAUGUAGAUCGUCGCGCUGCUAACCAAAGAUGAAACUGGUUUGUUCAUUUCGUAUGUGGCCACCUUUUCUGUGCUUUUGUUAUAUCGUGAACGGAUGUAUGACAAAGCUUCAGCGCUAUUCGGUGCACGUCGAAUUCAUUAUAUUUCGGUAGCAUUUCCAGUGUCACCGUUGUAUCCACAAAGGCCGUUUAUGGUUCAUUUCUCCGGUUCAUCCCGGUGGAAAGCUGCCUGGUUUGAUGGCUAUCGUCCAUGGCAUCCGCUUUUGGAUUGGUUGAACAACUCGUUUCAUUGGCUUUGUUCCUUGGGUUGAUAUCGGUACUCGUUUCAGCAUUCAGCGAAGUUGUUACGGAAUCCUUCUCGUAUCGGAAAUGAGGGCUUCUUACUUAUUGUCGGUUUUUCCAAGUCGCUCAUCGCCGACUCAUAAGAUCAACAUGCCACUACAAAAUCACACAAUGCCAAUGAAUGGGAAAGAGGGGGGUAGUUACUCUCGCCAGCAAAAAUUUCCUGAUUAGCUCAUGAUGGUAAUGACGACCUAUUUAAAAACUGGUUGGUGAUGAAUGUCGCCAUGCUCGCUGUUCCUAGUUUUGAUGUGUCUGAAGCAUUAAAUGCUUUUAUGGAUAAGUGACUGUACGCGGAUAUGAGCAUCCUCUUUGAAAUAGUGUGCUGCUCACGCCGUGCGUUGUCUGCGUCACUCAUCAGCCCGUAAAACUGCGGUUCGUAAGAUAAGUCAGCGGUGGAACCUCGCAAGGAUUUGUUGCCAUCGUAGACACUGUCACCGCUUGUUCACCGCGUAUGAUGUGCCGCAUUGGCACCAUGGUUUGAUUGGGAUUUGUGUGCAUAAUUAUUAUGCACUGCGCAAGGUCAGUGUAAACCGCCAUGACGCCCUUGAUGCGCGUAUCUGAUCUCGUUGCCUAUUCAGUCGAGAUUAUGCACAGUUUUGUCAUUUCGUGCUUGAAGUAUUCAGCUUGAGCCAUUGUCAAACGACUGCUUCAAAUGGGCUACAUUUAUUCCCCCUUAUGCCAAUUAUGUGUAAACACGUCUAGACCAGUGCACGAGCGCGCGCAAUGAAAUAUUUAAAAGAAAAUGUCCGCUUUCAUUGUACUUUUUGUUUAAGCGACUAGUUUACCAGUUUCUCUUGUACCUUUUACUGUACGCUGAAGUAAUCUUUACAUUGCUCUUCGAAUGCACUUGAAUGCGUUUGCUUCGAAUAGUUUGAAUUUUAUCAUGCUUCUGUUGUCCUAAUGUCGAUUUAAGGACGCACACCUUGAGUUAUUACUUUCAAUGUUAUCAGUAAUCUGUAAUAACCGUGUCCCCACGCUGCUUGAAAACUUAAAAGGUGAGCAAUGUCAUUGGCAAAUUACCUGUACCGCUGUGAUGGGAAGUCAAGAAACCACCACAUGCUCGAUGCUGCUUAAAAUGUCGUACUCAUUUUUCUUGACCCCGAACAUGCAUAAGGCCCUAUGGGGCCUUUCUGUAGGAAGUAUCUUUUUAUUUUCAUCGGUUAUAACGACAGUCCUGCAAUUACGCCACAGGAUACUCGCAAGCAGUUUACAAUACGAGCAGUGUGGAGAUUAACCAGCGUUACGUAGUGGAAAAGCCUUCAACACAACUGGUACAUGGACGCAGAGAAAGAACCCACCCACACAACACUCGACAGUAUAUAAUACGUAGCGAUGCACGACAUCACUGCACAAUGACAGGCCUGUGUGAUAUUGGAGGAUGUGACGUGGUAUAUAGGAUCGUAGUAGUUGUAAAUGUUUUUGUCCCUUCUGUGCGUUUCGCACCCAACUGGGAAAGUUCGCAUACUUGCAUGUUCUCUCGUUUCCUAAAGAAACAAGAAUCGGGGUAACUUUCCAUCUCCAUGCGAAGGUUCUGUACAACGCUUGCUCGUUUCAGGUGGUUCUAAUAGCUUAAAGCUGUAAAUCUUUGCAUGCAUAUGCAAAUAAAAACGCAAGUUUCUAUUCCUUGGCUUGUGCUGUAUCGCUUUCAUUUGGUGUGUUGUGCGAAAACCGUGUCUUGCAUUUUUAUACGUCAGUGUCUUGAAGCUGAAAUUGUCUGCUAUGUAAAUCCCGUUAUGUAUUUGAUGUGUUUGUAUACAAAUGCAUAAAUGCUCAUUCUGUACAUUAAAUGCAAUGUAUGCUGCUGUCUGCAGCACGGGGGAUAGUCCAAUCAGGCGGCAUUGAGUCGCUUUCAAUUUCAUUUACUUGAGUCUUGUUUUGCGCCGAUUGUAUUGAACAUGCAUUGCCUUAAACUGCACCUUAU